Molecule: messenger RNA, 1636 nt
Organism: Aureobasidium musti
Lineage: Eukaryota; Fungi; Ascomycota; Dothideomycetes; Dothideales; Saccotheciaceae
Source: the annotation of a GenBank genome assembly
GCAAGACCUGAACAUGGCAAGUCAAGAUGGCCUCUUCGGUCGUUCCUUACUAUGCCAUUCUAUUCUCAAGUUCUCACACUCCACGCUUCCUCGCUCUGCGAGUCCUUCUGGCUGGAAUCACAUCCAAGCUCCUGAUAUCUUUGUUUUGAUUGAGCAACUUGACCACGGUUGUAUACAGCUCAGGAUCGUCCAUGGCACCAACGAUCUGGUCCUUCCACUUACUGCCAUCGUCCAAGAGACCAAAGAGUUGCACAAAAGACAACCCAAACAAUCACCCGACAAUUUACCCAUCUUUGGCCUGACUAAAGGCACCGCCUUGGCAAUUCGAUAUNUUUGCCAGAACAACCAGGUUAGACGUAUUCAACUACGAUUCCCCGAUGAAGCCUCGUGCGAAGAGGCUGUGCAGCUGCUCUCCAGUCACGGCCUUAUGUUCUCUGUGCCCAACGCCAAACAAAACACACAAGUUCAAGCUCGUCCUAUGACAGCUAAUUCAUACAUGAAUCGCCAACCUUCUGCGCAGUCCGCCCACUUCGAUCAUAAAACUUCCUCGAUCAUCGUACCGACGAUCCAAGAUGCUUUCCAGUCAACCUCCCCAAACGCUCAGCAGCAGUUGAGUCAGCACACCGAUCCAGCCAACCAGCACAUGUUCACUUCAUCACCGAGUUCAAAAGUGUAUCAGACCACGAAUUUUCAAAGACAACCAUCGGUCAAUCAGGAUGAGCUGUCUCGCAUGCACAUGUUCACUUCUUCUCCAGGACCGAAGGAAUAUGAGACUCGAAACAUCCAAAGACAGCCAACUUUUGCUCCCAUUCGCACGAGUGAAGAGCCAGCAGAAAGACCUUCGACCGCGCCGAUCGAGUGGCCAUCAGACAUGACAAGAAAGAUGCUGCCUCCUCGUCGGGAACUUCCUUUCCCGAAACCAUCCAGCAGUCCUGCAAAGACCAAAACAUUGCCUCCUCUUCCCAAGCCACGUUAUGUUUCGGAAGCUGCCAAGCCAGACAAAACAGCAGAAGAAGAGAGUCAAAUUCGUGCACUGUCGGAGAACAGAAUCCAACCAGAAAUCACACGGCUUGCUACCCCUUGUGGACCUACAAGAUUCGAACCUCCAGCAUCACGCAUGUACAACUUCAGCCUGAAAGACGACCCUAUGGUGAUCGACAAUGACAGCCCUAAGUUCAGCGAUACCAGCACUCUAGCUCACGAGACCAAUCGGGACGUCAUUGUCGACUCAGAUCAACGCUACCGUAGCAGCGCAAGUCCUGUCCACUUCGCCAGUUCCGGUCCAGGAGGCAGGCUACCCUCAAGUUCAGAAAGAUUGUACUCUUUGACUCCUGAGCAGAUGAUCUCGUCCAGCCCAUCUGAGAGACGCAGCCAACGUCUGGCUCAGAAACACGUCCAGCAAGAUGCCGAGAUGCAAGACAUGGAAACAUCAACGAAUUCAGCGCAGCAGAGUGCGCAGCAUGCGCUGAGGCAGUAUGCUGAGCAGCCCAAAGAAACCCGGGCAGAGGCCAUCAAGCAGUUCAUCCUGGCCAGUCUCGAGGAUGAUGCCUUCGUCAAACUGUGUAUCGACGUGGACGCAUGUUGGCAACGUCAGGUGCUGGAUAAACGUAUUAAUGGUGAGCUUAAACGCCAUGCU